Molecule: messenger RNA, 2766 nt
Organism: Didymosphaeria variabile
Lineage: Eukaryota; Fungi; Ascomycota; Dothideomycetes; Pleosporales; Didymosphaeriaceae
Exons: 1
Coding region: 1-2766 (921 amino acids)
Source: RefSeq, a predicted model, not a curated record
AUGCCACCGGCCUUGGACAAGCUCCUCGCCAGCCCGUCUGCGUUGAGGCUUCUCUGCACUAUCGUCGCUGCUCAAGCGCCACCGACCGCAUGGCUGAACGCUGCUCGAUGCGUCGCCUGCACCUGCCCUCGCCGCAACUACGCUUCCGUACCGCCGGGCGAGAAGAGAUGGAUAUGGAGGCAUUGGGAAGACCAAGAAAUACGUCGCCAUGCCGAAGACAAUCCUAAGCUCCUUACGGGAAAGACACAAGCUCUGGAUCAGAUUGCAAAUGUCAGCGACUUGGCCCACAGAUUACAAGAGACAGCAAGACGAAAGGGACGCGAGGGCAUCCAUGAAGUAUGGGUCUCUCGCAAUCGGCUCGGCUUGGACUUGCCCACGGACGAUACACCAGAAGCCGAGUUUCUAUGGGGUACUUUUGUCAAGGACAAGCAUGUCGUCAUAGAGCUCCUCGACCACGCUGCAGAUCUACGCAGACGGACAGGCAACGUCUAUCCACGCCUGUAUGAACUGUGCAUAGCUCACUGGCUUCCAAAAUCGGGAUACUCCCGGCAGGCACUGGUAUACCAUCGCUUCAUGCGGCGGGAGCUUCAACUGCAGUCACUGCCACUGCAACAUUUGGUGCGAAUCAACAAAGGACGCUUAACGACAGACAUGUACGACAUACUAUUAGAAAUGUAUAAGGAGAGCGACGAACUGAACUUGUACGACGAGGUCGUUCCUGAGUUAGAACGCUUUCCUACUCAGGCUUUUAGGUGGCAUUCGGCGUGCAUCCUGAAAGGUGAUCUACCUUCACCCGAGGUCGCCGCGUCUCCUAUGGUCCAGGCGUUCCUAGCCCGCAAUGCGAGUUCUUCCAAUCCCGAAGUUCGGGUCAACGUUGCCAUUGCUGCAAGCUUGGGAAGCGAGGAUGAGAUGGACCAUGCUCUACUGCGCCGUCUGCGCGGCCGGGAUACUGCUCCCGUUCGCUUUGAAGACUCCUUCUGUGCCAGAAUGUUCGCCACCAGAGCAGUCCCACCUGACUCUGUCAUCAGAGGGCUAGCCUUGGUUGGCGUCAAUGAGAUCGGACCUCUGGCUGUACGUGCUAUGGCGUCUAGGACAGAGUCAAGCUCUGAGCUGUCUGAGAGAUUCGAACAACUGAAAGCGUCAGGUAUUGCACUGCAGGGCGGCGUCUUUUCCUUGGCACUAGAGGUUUUUGCGCAAAAGAGGCAACAUCUCCUAGUGCGUAGUAUGCUGGAGAGCGAUCAACAUCCCGAAGUCUAUGAUGAUGUCGGGCUUCAGACCAAGCUCCUGAAUUACUACCUCGAGCAGCAUGACUGGGACCAGGCUCACCGCACGCUGGCAAUCCUUAGUCUUUUCCACAAGAAGCGUGCCACGCGGGCUUGGAAUCUCCUACUUCGAUCUCAGACCACACGAUGUGUACCAGACGAAAUUGUUCAAACGUUACAGCAUAUGGCUCAGAAUAGGAUCACUGUUUCUCCGAGCUCGAUAGCGAAGCUGAGAAUUAAUAUUCUCCGCGUCCGGCGACGAGGGCGGCUGCCUGUCCGAAGGACAACAGAACACCGAAAAGGAUUCGAUGAUCUGCGUUUUGUCGCACGCAUGUAUUUGUUCAUCUUGGACAACGAUAUAGGGUAUAUUUCUCCUUUCCUGUGGCACGAGAUUCUGCGACGUUAUGGUAUGACUGGCCGCAUGCGCGAGCUCCGACGUCUUAUCCAUUGGCUCUUCUGCUGGUACGCACCCCGAGGAGAGGUCUCGAUCCGCACAAUCCGCAAACCAGGAUUUCUGGACACCGAUACUGAAAGAUUACGUCUCUCAAAUCCUGCCAAAACACAGUUUUGGAGACCAUCAGAUAUUGAGAGUCCGAUCCAUGCCCAGACACACAAGCACCAUCCCCUACGACAAUUGUUUCCGGAUCGAUUCAAGCAAGCACUUAUUGUAUGGGGAUUCAGAGUAGGGCUCCUCCCCAAUGCACCGACGGAGCAGUCCAUGCUCUCAGGUGUAGCAAGUAAGGAGCACUAUCGUGACCGGUUCCGCCGAAGGGGCAUACUACAGCGCCUGAACUGGGACAUUGGCCUCAAGACGGUGGCGGAACUGCGCUACCUCGGCCUUUACGUCAACUCUAGGACGGUCGUCAAGACACUACAGAUGAUGUUCAUCAAUCUGUUUGGUCGAGGUCGUUCUCAUAUUCGCGCAAACCGCAUCAUGCAGGCUGUCAACACGACUCCAUAUGCAGAAUACGUCCGCCGGGUGAACGAGAUCUGGGAUACGCCGUUAUUCCCGGAACCAAGGUUGUAUGGCAAGUCGAAGCUGCAUGCUCUUAUGUGGCACCCAAGGUUCGACCGCGUUAUCCACAGAAGGGGCCAUCUGAAGCUUAGUGACAUCGCCUCCGGAAUAGGCGAGAAGAAACACGAGGAGGGCCCGAAGAUCAGUUAUGUACCGACGAACGUACGCCACUCGGGGGACGAUUGGCUGGAAAAGGACAUGGCGCAGUCUGAGGAGCAAGGUGGUCUGGAUGCACAUAACCCUGAUGCCCUCCAUGAUAUCGCUUCCCACCAGCUUCAUGCCACAUUUGAGGCGCAAGGUAGGGCCAUCAAUUCUGAUGCGUUCCCGUCUCCGAGGGAUUCUACUUCGACAGGACUAGAGGCGCAAGGUAGGACCAUCAAUUCUGAUGCGUCCCCGUCGCCGAGGGAGCCUAGUUCGGCAGGGCUAGAGGCACUAGAGGCCUUGAUGAGUUCGCUUCCAGACAGGCGAAAGAGGAAGAAGAAGAAGUAG